AUGGACCCUGCUAGCACCCACCACGAUGUAAAUCCGACAGCUCCACCGGCCAAAAAGCGAAAGCCUCGCCCUAAGCUGUCAUGCGUCCCGUGUCGCCAGAAAAAACUGAAGUGCAACCGUCUGCAUCCUUGCGACAGCUGCAUCAAACAUUGUCGGUCCUACAUGUGUCAGUACGUGGGGCCGAUGUCGAGAAAGGAGACGCAGGGCAUCCAGAGUCAUAUCCAUAGUCUCGAAGCUGGCAUUCGCCAACUAUCAGCCGUCGAUGUCCCGUCGGUCACCAGCAACCCGGCUGUUCUGCCACAGCAGUCACAGUCGAUGCUCGCAGACGAGCAGGCAGAAGAUCCAUUGGCACUCCAGAGCAAUUACCCCGGUACCAUGCUGAUCAGUCACGAGCAUGGCACGAGCUAUCGCGACCCCACCCACUGGCAGGCGGUGUUGGACGAAGUAGAUCGAUCCUGUCUUGCCCCAGUCUCCGACUAA
Messenger RNA from Aspergillus melleus, 480 nucleotides. RefSeq names its product Zn(II)2Cys6 transcription factor domain-containing protein. Gene Ontology annotation, molecular function: zinc ion binding; DNA-binding transcription factor activity, RNA polymerase II-specific. NCBI's taxonomy places the organism in Eukaryota, Fungi, Ascomycota, Eurotiomycetes, Eurotiales, Aspergillaceae. The transcript is spliced from 2 exons. The record is from RefSeq and is a predicted model, not a curated record. Bases 1 to 480 code for a protein of 159 amino acids. Gene Ontology annotation, biological process: regulation of DNA-templated transcription. Gene Ontology annotation, cellular component: nucleus.